CUUCACCCUACAUUAGUCCUCUGUGUGAUUCCGUCGGCAAGUCCAACUGUACUUUGUACGCAGUGGGCUCGCCAGACAGCGCCGAAAACAAAACGACGACUGCUCUGCUUCCCCCCUCGCUUCCCUUUCCUCUCAACCUUUCCCUUUCUCCGCCACAUCCACUCCCAAGCUGCUAUAUAUACACUUCAACUCCAAGAAACAGACUGCCGAUGAACUCCCGCAAAUCAGAACAAAAGAAAUGAGAGCGGAGAGGAACCAGGGAAGCUGCGUGACGAUUCGGUGUCUUCCUACCGUCUCCGUCUCUCGAUACUCCAAUGGAUCCUCCUCUUCAGACGAUGUAACUUGUGGUUCUCCAAGAUGGAUUGGAAGAGGACUUUCUUGUGUAUGCAUCAAACGAAAAGAAGUUUAUGAGCGCGUGUGCGUCAAUCUAACUCCAUCACAGGAGGAAAGGCUGAACAGAUUGAAGCACCGAAUGAAUGUGUACUUUGAUCCAUCUAGGCAUUGUCAUCAGGAAGCUCUGAGAGCUCUUUGGGCUUCUACAUAUCCAAAUCAAGAGCUUCAUGGAUUGAUCUCUGAACAGUGGAAACAAAUGGGUUGGCAGGGUAAAGACCCAUCAACUGACUUCAGGGGAGGUGGAUUUAUAUCGUUGGAGAACCUGCUCUUCUUUGCUAAAACAUUUUCUGGAUCAUUUCAGAGGCUACUGAAUAAGCAAGGUGGUAAGCGAGCAGCUUGGGAGUACCCUUUUGCUGUAGCUGGUGUCAAUAUCACUUUCAUGAUCAUGCAAAUGCUAGAUUUGCAUUCUUCAAAGCCAAGAACAUUUAUCAGAACAGUUUUCAUCCAAAUGUUAGCAGAGGAUGAAUGGGCCUUCGAUUUGCUGUACUGUGUGGCCUUCAUGAUCAUGGACAAGCAGUGGAUAGAAAGGAAUGCCUCUUAUAUGGAAUUCAAUGAAGUUCUCAGAUCAACUAGAAUUCAGCUGGAGAAAGAACUUCUGCUUGAUGAUGUGAUGCGGAUCGAAGACAUGCCAUCCUACGGCCUCCUCUCCUAGUGAUGGGAAGUUGUCAUAAUAGCCCUGACAUCAACUGUAUAGGCUGUUUCCCCCCUUUUUAAAAACAAACCCUAUUCUUCUUGUUAACAACCUUCAGGGGCCUUUUUGACAAAUUUGACAUGAACCAUGACCUGAACCCAUUGUAAAAAAUGUUUCAAACAUUGGCCUUGAAAUCUAAUAUUUGUGCUCCUUUUCUAAUUCCUCUUCCUUUCGACACAAGAUAAAGCCAUGUAGUAUCUGCAAAGCAAUGAAUAAGCAGGUUCAUUGAAACCAUCAACAAUUUGAAGUUCUUUCUAAUUAAAUAACUUGUUCUCAGUUUGCAUCAAAAUCUAACAUAAAGCGUCGCAUAUAAAACUUAACUGAUUGUCUCUCC
Messenger RNA from Phalaenopsis equestris, 1418 nucleotides. RefSeq names its product ELMO domain-containing protein A. NCBI's taxonomy places the organism in Eukaryota, Viridiplantae, Streptophyta, Magnoliopsida, Asparagales, Orchidaceae. The transcript has 9 exons. The record is from RefSeq and is a predicted model, not a curated record. Bases 239 to 1045 code for a protein of 268 amino acids.